Messenger RNA from Knipowitschia caucasica, 504 nucleotides. NCBI's taxonomy places the organism in Eukaryota, Metazoa, Chordata, Actinopteri, Gobiiformes, Gobiidae. The record is from the annotation of a GenBank genome assembly.
AUGGCAGAUCUAGCGCUCCUAGAAGAUGCUCAAGCUCCAUUGAGAAGAGAGAAAGCAUUUCGUGAUCGGAGUGACUUGUUGAGUGAGUCUGAUGACUGGCUACUAAGCUGCUUCCGUCUAUCAAGGCACGUCUUGGUGCAGUUGUUCGCGAAGUUAGAGCCACAGCUGGGACGGGAGACCCGGCGUUCUCGUGCCAUUUCGGUGCCACUGCAGGUGCUCUGGCACCGAAACCGACACUGGGUGUCCUGGCCACCGGGUAGCACCCACGAUGCCUUCAUUUUCCAGCACAGCAGUGUGGGCCGAAGACUGGAGAAGAGAGCCCCAAGAGGAGAUGGUUAUCUUCUCCCACCUCCUCUGUCAGGACAGAGGCCCAUCGUAGAGCCGCAAAUGUGCGGGGUUGGGAAGCAGCGGCUCGCGGAUUCUGUGCCGCGGACACAUCUCCAGUCUCUUCCCUUGGCCCAGGAUGCAGUGCACUGCCACUUGUUCCUGGCACUUCUACAAUAA